Prorocentrum cordatum is the source of this 495-nucleotide messenger RNA. The record is from the annotation of a GenBank genome assembly. Lineage: Eukaryota; Dinophyceae; Prorocentrales; Prorocentraceae.
GGCGCUCCUAAGCGCUCCCUUCGGCAGCGCUGGCGUGGAGAUGACGCAGCUGCUUGUCUCGUGCGGCUGCGUGCCCCAGGACCCCAUGUUCGACAUGGGGAGGCUGGAGGCCGACGCGCUGACCCCCUUCGUCUUCGGGGAGGUGAAGGAGAGCACGGAGAUCCCCGACUGGAUGGAGGGCGUGAACAUCCAGUCGUUCACCAUGGACCGCGAUGCCAUACCCGUGCCCCUCUCUGUCGCGCUGCUGCUCCACCCUGAGGUCGGGUACACCAGCAUCAAGGAUGGGCGAUCGUCGGCCUCGCCGGUGGCGGUGGCGGCCGCGGCCGCCACCGUGGUGGCGGACAGCCUGGCCAAGGAGAGGGAGCAACGGGACGGCGAGAAGAGGUCGUCGAAGACGGAAGCGGAGGAGCCGAAGACGACGCAGUUGAUGCGGCCUGAGGACCCGAGCAGGGCCGAGGCAGAGGCAAAGCUGCACAUCCGGCUAGUCCUCGAGGC